AUGGUCCCACAGAGAGUAAUAAAGGAUCCCCUCAUGUCCUACAGUGUAAAUCAAAGGAUCCUCUCAUGUUCCAGCAGUGAGAAGUACCAAAGAUCUCCCAUGUCCCACAUGCCAGGAACAGUGCCAGGAACGGUGCCAGGAACAGAGCCAGAACAGUCAGGAACAGAGCCAGAACAGAGCCAGGAACAGUGCCAGGAACGCAGUGCCAGAACGGUGCCAGGAACAGAGCCAGAACAGAGCCAGAACAGUGCCAGAACAGCAGGAACGGUGCCAGGAACGGAGCCAGGAACAGUGCCAGGAACAGUGCCAGGAACAGUGCCAGGAACAGUGCCAGGAACAGUGCCACGGGAAAUUCACAUGGGUGCCAACGUCCUCUGUGUUACUAGUGCCAAUUUACCAGUGCCACCGGACCCCACACAGAUCCCAGGACCUGUCAGGAUCCCACAGGACCUGCCAGGACCCCACAGGACCCCACAGGACCCCACAGGACCCAGGAUCCCACACAGAUCCCCAGGACCCCCAGGACCCCACAGGACCCCACAGGACCUGCCAGGACCCCACAGGACAGGAUGA
Homarus americanus (American lobster) is the source of this 573-nucleotide messenger RNA. RefSeq names its product tetra-peptide repeat homeobox protein 1-like. Lineage: Eukaryota; Metazoa; Arthropoda; Malacostraca; Decapoda; Nephropidae. The record is from RefSeq and is a predicted model, not a curated record. Bases 1 to 573 code for a protein of 190 amino acids. The transcript has 3 exons.